CGAAGGGGUGAAUAUAAAAAGAGAUUAUUAUUUAUACCCAAAACAUAGGGGACUUCUGCAAUCCCAUAUCUUAUAUACAAUCAUAUAUAUGAAUUACCAAGAUACCAAACUUCUACAAUCAAUAUUCUCAUUGGAUAGAAUGCUUCUGAUCAAUUUCUUGUGCUGGUUUCUCAUGAUAGCAGAUGCUGGAUUUGUAAGCACAGUGUAUGGCGACAGAGUAGUCCCUGAAAACUGCAAAGUAAGACACUGUGAACACCACGGUCCAGCCAUCCGAUUCCCAUUUCGACUUAAAGGACAGCCAUUCUCGUGCGGUUACCAUGGCUUUGAUCUAUCAUGCACCACCGACGGCCGAACUGUGCUUGAGAUGCCAUCCUCAUCUAACAAGCUCAUCGUUGAAACGAUUAACUACGCAUCUCAAGAAAUCAGAGUAUAUUCCCAAAAUGAUUGCCUGCCGAAAGAUAUUUUCUCUUCCUCGACCUUUCAAUUUGUGCAUGGACCGUUUGGUACUAAUUCUACUUUAUUCAGUUGUCCGUCACCAUUACCUGAAACGGACGGGUAUUGUCUUAUUGAACUGAGUCGGUGCCCUUACGGCGUUGACAAUCCUGAAAACCAAACCUACUACUAUGCUGUCGACGGCCGGUGUUCCAUUGGUCGAAUGAACCUAGUUUCUUGUACCAAGCAGCUUGACUACACAUCAGUUCCAGAUAUUUCAUCAGUGAAAGAAUACAGAUCUCUGAAGCUGCAGUGGUCCAAACCAUCAUGUGGACCUUGCGAAGAGAUGGGCAAGCCUUGCAGACUGAAGAGAACCAUUGGUCAAUAUAAUUUCACAGAUAAUCAGACUGAAGAAACUGAAUGCGUGAGCGAAGAUAGUACCCGUGGAAGGACAAGCUUAGAGAUAUCUGGUAUUUUCACAUUUUCUGUGGUUGUAACAGUCGUGGGGACUCUCAUUUACCGUGUUUAUAGCUCCAACAAAAUAGAGAAAACAAAUCAGUUGAGGAUUGAAAGAUUUUUGGACGAUUACAUAGCACACAAGCCAAGUAGAUAUUCCUACGCUGAUAUUAAAAGGAUAACAAAUCAAUUCAAUGAAAAGUUAGGUCAAGGAGCCUAUGGAACAGUGUACAAAGGACAGCUUUCCUCCGACUUACUUGUAGCUGUGAAAAUCCUCAACAAUUCUAAUGAAAAAGGAGAAGAUUUUUUAAAUGAAGUCGGAACAAUGGGUCGAGUCCACCAUGUCAAUGUGGUUCGCAUGGUUGGUUUUUGUGCUGAUGGGUACACAACAGCUCUUGUGUAUGAAUAUCUACCACAUGGUUCACUACAGAAUAUCUUAUCAUCAGCAGAUAGUAAAAGCGCUUUCCUUGGUUGGGAUAAGUUGCAUGAGAUUGCUUUAGGUAUAGCCAAAGGAAUUGAAUAUCUUCAUCAAGGGUGUGACCUCCGAAUCCUCCAUUUCGAUAUCAAACCACACAACAUUUUGCUAGACCAGAAUUUCACCCCAAAAGUUUCCGAUUUUGGUCUCGCCAAGUUGUGCUCUAGAGAUCAAAGCGCAGUAUCCAUGACUACCAUCAGAGGGACCAUUGGCUACAUUGCGCCCGAAGUGUUCUCUAGGAACUUUGGAAACGUGUCCUACAAGUCAGAUGUCUAUAGCUUUGGAAUGUUGCUGCUGGAAAUGGUCGGGGGAAGAAAAAACUUUAAGUUCAUGGAAGAGGACUCCACCAGCAGCGAAGUCUACUUCCCAGAAUGGAUUUAUAACCUUUUAGAACAAGGGGACGACCUACGGAUUCACAUUGAGGACGGAGGAGAUGCUGAAACUGCAAAGAAGCUAGCUAUUGUGGGUCUAUGGUGCGUCCAAUGGCACCCCAUAGAUCGCCCUUCCAUGAAAGUUGUUAUUCAAAUGUUAGAAGGAGAGGGUGACAAUCUAACCGUACCUGCUAAUCCUUUCCGGUCUACUUCGAAUUGACUGAAUACAACUAUACUUUGUGUGAAAUGAAAGUGUUCAAGAGUUGUACGACUACCACUCAUAAAAUUUGAUAUGAGAGGUCAAGUGCUAUCAUACUAAGAAAGUUAAAUAUUAGGUUUAUCUUAUAUCGUUGGAUGUUUUAUAUUUUAUGUAAUAUAUAGAGUUUAUCUAUUUAAAGGAGUGUAGUUUUUGUGUUUUAUA
Malus domestica (apple) is the source of this 2155-nucleotide messenger RNA. RefSeq names its product rust resistance kinase Lr10-like. Gene Ontology annotation, molecular function: protein kinase activity; polysaccharide binding; ATP binding. Gene Ontology annotation, biological process: protein phosphorylation. The record is from RefSeq and is a predicted model, not a curated record. NCBI's taxonomy places the organism in Eukaryota, Viridiplantae, Streptophyta, Magnoliopsida, Rosales, Rosaceae.